AUGAUACCAAAAUAUGCCCAGCAUCCUCUUUCUAUGUAUUUUGCUGUUGAUGAGGUCAACAAGAAUGCCAAGCUGUUCCCCAACAUCACAAUAACAGUGGAAAUAUAUGAAAACAAUUUCAAUGCCUGGAGGGCCAGUAAGCAUGUUUUAUAUAUUCUGUUUCUCAAUCGAGGGAGUCCUAUCAACUUCAACUGUGUCAGAAGAAGGAAUCUGAACUUCUUGCCUAUCCUUGGUGACCUCACCUCCCUCAAUUCCAUCCAGAUGGCUCACAUGUUGAACAUCUACAAGUUUCCACAGCUUUACUACUUUCUGAGAAACACCCGUUUUAAUAACAGUGUGGGUGAAGAAAUCUUUUUUGAUGAGAAAGGGGAGUUUGACCCAGGAUACGACAUCUUCAACUUUGUCUCCUUCCACAAUCAAUCCUUCCAGAGAGUCCGGAUUGGAAAGAUGGUCUCCAAAUCUCUUGAUGGGAAGAAGUUCACCAUUAAUGAAAAUGCCAUUGUAUGGAAUCACAAGUUUCAGCAGGUACCUCCCCGUGCCAGAUGUGUAGAGAGCUGCUGUCAGGGGUACAGAAAAGUUGUUCAAGAGGGGAAACAUAUUUGUUGCUACAAUUGUGCACAAUGUCCUGAAGGAAGAAUUUCAGUUGAACUUGAUGCAAACCAAUGUGAGAGAUGCCCAGUGGAUCAGUAUUCGAAUGAAGAAAAGAUCCAGUGCCUUCCCAAAUGUUUCAGCUAUUUAUCCUAUGGUGAAUCCUUGGGAAUCGUUCUGACGUCCUUGAUCCUUUUCUCUUCAUCAACCCUCAUUUUGGUGGCCGUGACUUUCAUUCUGCACUGGGACACCCCCAUUGUCAAAGCCAACAACAGGAACAUCACAUGCAUCCUUCUUUCCUCUCUCCUGCUGUGUUUUCUGUGCUCUCUGCUCUUCAUAGGUAGGCCUGGGAAGGUGACUUGCUUUCUCAGGCAAACUAUGUUUGGCACCAUUUUCUCCCUCUCGGUUUCUUGUAUUCUGGCCAAAACCAUCACGGUUGUUGUGGCCUUCCUGGCCACUAAGCCGGGAAACCAGAUGAGGAAAUGGCUAGGAAACAGACUGGCAGGAUCUAUCAUUGUCUUCUGCUCAUGUAUUCAAGCUAUUAUCUGCAUGAUAUGGUUGAUCGUGUCUCCUCCCUUCCCUGAGUGGGACAUGCAUUCACAGGUUCAAGAGAUCAUUGUUCAAUGUAAUGAAGGCUCAGAUGCCAUGUUUUACACUGUCCUGGGCUACUUGGGGCUCCUGGCCACCAUCAGUUUCACUGUGGCUUUCUUUGCCAGAAAACUGCCUGAUACUUUUAAUGAAGCCAAGCUGAUCACCUUCAGCAUGCUUGUGUUCUGUAGCAUCUGGGUGUCCUUCAUCCCAGCCUAUCUGAGCACCAAGGGGAAAUACAUGGUGGCUGUGGAGAUCUUCUCCAUCUUGGGCUCUACUGCAGGUCUCCUGGGUUGCAUCUUCCUGCCCAAGUGCUACAUCAUUCUCUUGAACCCACAUCUGAACACAAAACAGCAUCUAACCAGGAGGGCAGAUUAAUUGUUAAAUCUAACAAUCUAUUAUUGAGCCUUUACCUAGCGAUCCAAUGCAUCCAUUUGAAACGUCCAAAUAUUCAACUUGGCACCUGUAACCAUAUAUAUCAAUGCUAUCUUCUUUCUGUUCUUU
Messenger RNA from Pantherophis guttatus, 1680 nucleotides. NCBI's taxonomy places the organism in Eukaryota, Metazoa, Chordata, Lepidosauria, Squamata, Colubridae. The record is from RefSeq and is a predicted model, not a curated record.